AUGAUGGAGCAAUAUCAAGUCUAUGGUGGAGGUGCUGCUGCUGGAGCGCAGUGCAACUUGCCACCGCCGCCCCCUCCACCGCCGCCGCAGCCGGGUAUGGUGCAAGCCAAUGCACAAGGAGUGUAUGAGAAUGUGGAGGUCCAGCAGUUUUUGCAAAACUAUCCAGAGACUGAAGUGGACGCGCCACCGGAUUCAAGGCCACGCAUCUCUGAGCCUGCGAAAUUCCUGGUGCCUGACACCACCUUGAACAUGAUGCCUUCAAUGGCGGGAGAUCUUUUGAUGUCACUCAGUGAGGGCGGACUCCAGUACCUCUUGGCGGGGGCAAGAGCCAACGUGGGUGUGAAAAGUGGCCGCUACAUGUUCGAGGUCCGGGUUUGCGAGUGCCCCAGACAAGAAGAUUCUGUGCAACCACAGGACCCUUGGUUGAAUUGGAUCGCUUUGGCAACUUGUGUGGCAAAUUGUGCAAAUGUGCGCUGA
Molecule: messenger RNA, 477 nt
Organism: Durusdinium trenchii
Lineage: Eukaryota; Dinophyceae; Suessiales; Symbiodiniaceae
Source: the annotation of a GenBank genome assembly